This is a messenger RNA of Humulus lupulus (European hop), 962 nucleotides long. Its product is annotated as small ribosomal subunit protein uS4c-like. Lineage: Eukaryota; Viridiplantae; Streptophyta; Magnoliopsida; Rosales; Cannabaceae. Gene Ontology annotation, cellular component: small ribosomal subunit. Bases 360 to 962 code for a protein of 200 amino acids. The transcript has a single exon. Gene Ontology annotation, biological process: translation; positive regulation of translational fidelity. The record is from RefSeq and is a predicted model, not a curated record. Gene Ontology annotation, molecular function: structural constituent of ribosome; rRNA binding.
UUCUCCAUAUGUUUGAUUUUUCUUUUUUACAUAGUUUUUACUUUACAUAGUUGGUAACGUGAAAUCAAAGAAAUUGAAAAGGCUUAUUCCCCUUUUAAAAAAAAGGUAGUCAUCUUCAUCUAUUAGCUCAUAAGGACUUCCAAUUAUUUAAAAUAAUAGAAUAGGAGGAGUUCGAUUUAUGUAGACCAAAUCAAUUAACAAAAGAACUUUCAUUUUUUAUUUUUAUAGAUUUUAUAAAUUCUAAAUUAUAUAUAGAUAAUAAUAUAGAAUAUUAAGUUAAGGCCAGGAUAUUGAUUACAAUUCAUCCAAUUAUUCUUUCGAAUUACAUAUAGGUUUAUGAAAUUUUAUAAGGAGUCUUUAUGUCGCGUUACAGAGGGCCUCGUUUAAAAAAAAUACGUCGUCUGGGGGCCUUACCGGGACUAACUAGUAAAAAGCCUAGAGUUGUCAGCGAUCUUCGAAACCAAUUACGCCCCGGUAAAAAAUCUCAAUAUCGUAUUCGUUUAGAAGAAAAACAAAAAUUGCGCUUUCAUUAUGGUCUUACAGAAGAGCAAUUACUUAAAUACGUCUGUAUCGCCGGCAAAGCAAAAGGGUCAACAUGUCAGGUUUUACUACAAUUACUUGAAAUGCGGUUAGAUAACAUCCUUUUUAGAUUAGGUAUGGCUUCGACUAUUCCUCAAGAUCGCCAAUUGGUUAACCAUAGACAUAUUUUAGUUAAUAAUCAUAUGGUAGAUAUACCAAGUUAUCGCUGCAAACCCCGAGAUAUUAUUACAGUGAGAGAUGAACAAAAAAAAUCUAAGUCUCUGGUUCAAAAUUAUUUUGAUUCAUCUAUCUGUGAGGAAUUACCAAAACAUUUGACUCUUCACCCAUUCCAAUAUCAAGGAUCGGUCAAUCAAAUAAUAGAUAGUAAAUGGGUCGGUUUGAAAAUAAAUGAAUUGCUUGAUCCAUAUCAAAGAAAGGUCUAA